Messenger RNA from Eimeria necatrix, 6516 nucleotides. Its product is annotated as Nucleotidyltransferase family protein, related. The transcript is spliced from 9 exons. The record is from RefSeq and is a predicted model, not a curated record. Bases 1 to 6516 code for a protein of 2171 amino acids. Lineage: Eukaryota; Apicomplexa; Conoidasida; Eucoccidiorida; Eimeriidae.
AUGCAAGACGGCGACAGCACAAGUGGGGAGGCUUUCCUUCCGCUCAACCUGACCAAGCCCCUUCAAGCAAACUACGCUGCAGCAGCAGCAGCAGCAGCUAAGGAAGCGGCUGCAACAAUUGUAAUAUGUGUAGUUCAAGUCAUAGGCAAAUGCAUUUUACACCAGAAACGGGAACCUAACGACAGCGAUCCCUACAUUCUCGGCAGACACAGGGGUGGCGGUCCCGUAGCCGCUUUCCUGUCUAGCAGCAACUGCAUGCGCUCCAGGAGCGGCGGCAGCAACAGCAACACCUCAGAAAGCCAUGAGGCGAAGAGCCUCCGGCGCGGUCUGCCUCCAGCCGUGACGCCGGCAGCACUAGUUGCUGACGCAGCAGCUGCAGCAGCAGCAGCAUCAGCAGCAGCCAUGGAGCUGCCUCCGGUGCCAGCUGACUUUGAUGCUCUUGCAGAUGACUUCAUUUCUGCCCUCGGCCCAAACGAGGAGCGGUCGAGGGUUCGGGCGGAGGCAUUUGAGCACCUCCGCGAUGCCAUCAUCGAAGCCUUCACGGACUUCAGAGUCCUGUUGCGGCAGCAGCAGGAGUUGCGGCAGCAGCAACAGCAUCAAGAGCUUCAGAAGCAAAAGCAAAUACAGCUCUUGCUCUCGUCGGACCAGCGGUCGCAACUGACUCAGCAGGAAGACCAGAGCAAUCAACAGCUGCAGCCACCAGCGCUGCAGCAGCAGGACCCACCACAACCGGAAGGCGCUGCAGCAGGAAAUAUAUCUCAAGAGCCCUUGCAGGAGCGGCUCUCCCCGGCGGGAGAUGCAGUGCUGCUGCCUCCCCAGGCCUUGCGGCCGCAUCAUGAUAAACAGCAGCAGCAGCAGAAUGAACAGCAGCAGUCGGAAGGACGUGCUUGCAGGGGAUCUUCGAGCUGCUGCAGGGCUCGCGCUGACUCGCCGUCCUCUUUUUUCUCGGUGUCUUCGUCACCUUCGCCCACCACUGCAGCAGCAGCGCUGACAGGAGCAGCUACAGCAGAAGCAGCAGCUGCCCCAGAGUGGGGUGCAGGUGCAUUGUCUGGCGUUGUGCCUGAUAACUCUUCUUUGCUCCCUUCGUCAUUUCAGGCCUCGACGGAAGAUCCCAGCAGCAGCAGCUGCGACUGCAGCAGCAGCAGCAGCGGUAGCCUUAGCGCCAGCAACGUGCCCAGUAGUAGCAGUAGCGGCAACGUGUCAAGAGGGAGCAACAGCAACAGCAGCAGCGCCACCAGUAACAGCAACAGCAGCGUGCGGUGUUUGUCUGACAUAUGUGUGGCUGUUUUGCGUUACGGAUCCUUUCCUCUGCUGACUUAUUUGCCAGACGGGGAUUUGGAUGUUGGCGUGAUAACAUUUUCUCCCGAGACGGGAGUGGUGGAGGGGGAAGAAGAGAGUGAGGCGUUCUUGGUGUAUCUCCACCUGAGAUUUAGACGGGGAGACCUGAAAGUUGAAUCCCAGGGUUCGGUCAAAGACUCUUCUGGAGUCACCGGAACUCUCGAUGCUCCCAAGGGCCCGGGGGGCCCCGGGGGGCGGGGAAGCCGGGGCCCCCGCAUACGGAACGUGCAUUUGGUCAAGGCUGACGUGAAGAUUUUGAAGCUUGAAGUGGACAGCCUGGCUGUGGAUUUGUCAGUGAACAAAGUUGGUGGCUGCUGCUCCUUAGCCCUUCUGGAGCUACUGGACCGCCGUAUUGGUCGGUACCACCUUUUCAAGCGGUCUGUAAUCCUUGUCAAGGCGUGGAUGGCGUAUGAGAGUCAUCUACUUGGCAGCCGGUCGGGUCUCCUGGCAUCAUACUGCUUGGAGGUGCUGGUGCUGCACUUGUUCUCGUGCCUUCCUCCCGCAAGGCUUCAAAGUCCUCUCCAGGUUCUCCAGGCGUUCCUCUCCUACUUCUCUAGUUUUGACUGGGCUGCCUUCGCUGCCACUGCGGCAGGACCCCUCCCCUUGUGGCUGCUGCGCCUCGCUACGCAGCAACAGCAGCAGCAGGCGAUGCUGCUGCAGCAGCUGCAGCAGGAAGGAUGUGAACCUCAGCAGCAGCAGCUGCACUUGCAGCAGAUGCCGUUUCUGAAUGAGUUGUUGGAAAUGUCAGAACACAGCAGCGGCAACCACAGAGAUGGAGACCCGAGACUGGAGCGCCUGGCCUUUGUCGCCCAACACAUACAGCCUGAAAGAGGGGUCCCGCGGGACGCAGUCACAAGCCACGUUUGCAAGUGCAUAGCAAAUUUUGCAUUUGUAGAAGAGUGCAGGAGGCGUUUUCGCAUGUGCUACGGAGGCAUGGGGGGCACUUCACGUUUUCCAGGGGCCUACCGAAGCGGCCAGUCUUUUGACUGGCCCGAUCCGAGCUCCCCCACUGCUCCCGUGAGCAGCAGCAGCAGCAGCAGCGGUAGUGGCAGUGGGCGCGUAAGCGGACCAGCGACUCCGAUGAAUCGUUGGUCUCAGUCAGGUGCUCGGGGGUUCACGGGUGGUUUCUCUGUUCCUCCUUUUCACCCGCGGGCACCGCCCCGUGCUGGGGCCGCUGGUGGCUUCACAUUGCGUUGCAUCAAUGUGGUGGACCCUUUGUUAAACACAAACAACUUGGGCAGGAGUGUCAGCGAGCCCGCCUUUAUCAGACUAGUAGAUGCUCUGAAGAGGGGUCAUGCCACCCUCACCGCAGUGCUACAGCGAGGAGACGGGGAGGCUUUCAAGUCCCUGGUUUUCAAGAAUAGCUACAGCUACCUUCAGCGCCUGCGACACCGGCAGGCUCUACAGCCACAGAUUAAGCCGCUAAUCCUGCUGAGAUUGAGCAAGGGGCCAUCACAGUACCCCAGGGGAGCUCUUGAAGACGAUGAGGUCCCCUGUCCCACGAGAGACCCUUAUGCAGAAUUUUUAAGGUGCCUACGCUCGAAAACAGGGGCGUCGCUAGGUGCAUCGGAUGGUCAGGCCCCCUCAGAAUCCCGUGUAAGCUCCGGGAGCUUGCCGCCGGGGCCUUCUGAGGAUUCUCAGAAGCCUCAACUGUCGUCUAAGGGGCUUUCAGGGGCCGCAACCACUGCAUCAGUGCAUGGUGGAGUGGCUGAGGCAGGUGAAAGCGGACAGCGUGCAGAAAGGUCUGACGAGAAAGUUCGUGGGUCUCCUGAAGUGGAAGGGGCGUCAGCUCCUCCGUUGAUGGCAAAUCACUCGUCUGCUCGGCAGCAAUAUGGGGAGCAACGGGAGCAGCACCAGCAGCAGGAGCUGGCUCAUCCCGCGCAUAAACUGAAUCUGAGGCUUGCUGAAGAAGAAUUGAGGGGCUUGUUGGCUCUGUGUCAGCUUCUGUGCAAAGUCCCGGGAGAUGGCAGUCACUGUGGGCCUCCCCGGGCAACCUCCAGGAGGGGUGGCCCCCAUUAUGCAUGUGCAUCUCUGAACGCCUUUGGAUCUCGUCUCUGUAAUUGUAGCCAUCAGCCUGUUGCUUCUUCAGUAGCAGCAGCUGCGGAAGACUGUGCUGUGCCCCUGUCGAGCAGCAGUGACGCGUCAGUAGGAGUUGCGGAAGAAGGCUGGGUAGGGCCUAGGCCAGUGCCGCCAAUGCCCGGUGUGUCUGAAGUAGCUGUACUGCCAAUCGAGGCAGCAGCAGCAGCAGAAGCGGCAAUCACCAUUCAGAUACUUCUCCCGUACUGCACACGGGGGUGCAGGAGGAACAGUAGCGCUGGCAGCUACGCCAAUGAUGUACGAGCUGCUGCCGGACCCCCUUCCAUCGGGUCACCAAGGAGUGCCUGCAGCCUGGGACGCACCCCGUGGGAAGCUCGGGGAGGGGGGCAUAGGACAGGAGCUGAGGGAGCCCCGCGAGGCUCCCGCGGGUCCUACAACGACCGCAUGAGGAAGACGCAUCCAUUCUCUUUGACUCGCCAUAGAGCUACGGGGGGUCGAAACAGCAUACAGCAGCAGCACCAACAGCACCACUUACUACUGCAGCAUCUGCAGCAGCACCAUCAUAUGCAGGCACUUCCUCCAAGCAGAGACCCUUUCUGGCAAACUGCACGGCCGUUCUCCACCCAGGCGGCGUUGUUUGGGGGGCCUUUGGAGGGAAUUUCCUCAGCUGCAGCAGGCGGCCCUCUCGGGGCCAGCGCCGUCUCUCACUGGCGUGGAGAUGACAUUAACUCUCCUUCGCUUGCUGCUGCAGCGGCUGCUGACUUGUCUCCCGUAGGAGGCAUCAGCAGGAGACGCCUACACAGAGGAGCGGCCCGCCAAGGAGGGCCCGUAGGUUCGGUGGGUGCCAUAAGCUACCAGCACGGGCGCCAUCUACCCCCCUUUUCCACUGUCGUCGCAGCAAGGGUGCAGCAGCAGCAGCAAGGUCGGGGAUACGUGUCGAAUUCAGGUUUCGGGGGACCGCGUCCCAACAUCCCUAAAGAAGCCCAAGGGACUCCAAGGAGGCCCGGGGGCUGGAGUACUUCGGCGCCUAUGGGCGACGUUAGUGAGCCUCAGCGCGCUCUGAACGCUCCCAGGCAUGCAUCAGCAUCUGCUGAGGAACGGAGAAGUAGCAGCAAUAGCAGCAACAGCAGCAGCAGCAGCACAACCGACUCAGCAGUUCUUGGGGAACGGUCAGCAGCCGCUGCCGCUGUAGGCUUCGAGCAGCGCCAGCUGCUGCAGCAGCAAGAUAUCCCUGCAUGUGGCGGCUCCUAUGUUGCGGCUCUGACAGGCCAUCAGGGCCGAUCAGCUUCUCCUCCACCUUGUGGGCGGCCACAAGACCAACAGCACCACCGAGGAGGCGGGGACCCUGCGCGAGAAGAUGCACAGGCCCCUGUAGCCAGUGACGCUCCCGAAAGUAUGGGGGAAGUGCCUCUUAACGAGAGGCAUCGAAGAGUUUCUGGUGACUGGAACUUUGCAGCAUCCGCCGGAAGCAGCAUUAUCAACAACACUAGAAGCGCGCAGCCCAGAGGCAUGAGAAUUCCACGGAAGCUCCCCCAGCCGACGGCUGACGCUCAGAGCCCUCACUGGGGUGCAGAAGGGGCCCCACCCACUCCCAGCACCUGGACUCACCACCAGCAGCAGCACCAACCGGGAGGGAUAUUUUCUCGUGGAGGGAUAUCACUGCCUCUAAGGGGCCCAAGGGGAAUGGGCCCCAAUGCGGUGUUGCAGGGUUUAGGGCUGCAUGUGACGACGCCUUCUGCUGCCUCCGGCAGAAAUGCUCGCUACCGCGAUGGAAUGUCCAAGCAAACGGGAGGGGCUUUAGGGAUGCCUUCAUGGGGCAUUCCAGAACCCCCUCAGCAGCCACCGCCACCUCCUCCUCCUCCAGUUACUCCCAGUGGGGCCUUGGUAGUCUCAGAAAGCCAGGCGGAAGGACCUCAGAGGGCCCCCGGUAGGCGUAAUUGGGCCGCCGUAGUGGGGGCCCCUGCAGCUGGAACGCCUACGUCUGUGGGUGCCCCUCGAACGCGAGGUACCCCCAUUCCAGCAGCAAUGGUAUCGGCAGCAGUGGCAGCAUCGCCUUCGGCUGCUGGCACUGUAGUCCCCCGCCCAGCGUCGGCUGCAGCGAGGCCGUCUUCGCCGUUUUCUAGAGGAGCAUAUUCUCAGAAGGCGCCCUCUGAGGGUCAGGUCCGCGUAGGCGCUCCCUUGGAGGAGCCUUUGAGAGCCUCUUCAGCAGCAGCAGCAGCGACACCACCAGUAGCACAAGGAGAAAGCUGCGGUCACAUUGAUGACAUUCGUGGGCUUCCUAAGCAGCCUGCAGAGCAUAGAAAGUUGACGCCUCAGUGGGGGGGUCUCUUGGCCUCUGAUCUGCCGGCCGAGGACCCUCAGGGGAAAGCGGCAGCUCCUAAAUGGGCUGUUGGGGGCGCUCCGGGGAGCCCCCGUGUUAUUCCUUGGGGAUCUGACGCUGGCGGACAGGAACCAGAUGAGGCUUUCAAGGUGUCGGAGCAGCAGCAGCAGCAGCAGUGGGAUGGGUUUUCUACACCGUCUUCUAGAGGUCACUCAUGGGCUGGAGAUUCAACGGGACUGUGGCGGCCGGGACCUCCGCCAUCAACGGACCCACCGUCUGGGGGCUCAUCAAAUGACGCGCGUUCUAGGCCACCUUGGGGGAUUACUGCAGCCCCUCUUUCAGACAGGGGCCCCUCUGUUAAACAGAGGGAGGCCCCAUCCCUAACGAGCGACCUGCUCUCCCUCAAGUUGGAAGAUGUGGCACUGCUCAGCACGGCAGACAAGGCGAAGGCUCUGCUUGUUGCCAAGCAACAGGUGGCGGCUCUUCAAGAUGCAGCCGAAUGGCGGACAGCCACAAGCAAGCGCGAGCGCAAGAAGUCAUCUGCGUCGGGGAGACAUGCGAAGACCCAGCUAGCGCAUUUGCUAGCAGUGCAGCAGCUACUGCUGCAACAGGAGCGACCUCAGCAGGAGGCUUCACAAGGGAGUGGGGAGGCUGCUGCAGCAGAAAGGCCACAGCAAAGUUCCCAGCCUGACAAUUUCAAGGGCAGCAGAGAAGAGAAAGAAAAUUCGAGCGGCGAAGGGGUGACGAACAGUGGCCACGGAAGUGAUCUUGGUGCUCCCGCAGCAAAAGCAGCCGCAAGGCCGUCGGAUUCUCCACCGUAA